Messenger RNA from Trichoderma reesei QM6a, 1710 nucleotides. RefSeq lists its product as uncharacterized. NCBI's taxonomy places the organism in Eukaryota, Fungi, Ascomycota, Sordariomycetes, Hypocreales, Hypocreaceae. The coding region runs from base 1 to 1710 and encodes 569 amino acids. The transcript has 3 exons. Gene Ontology annotation, molecular function: nucleic acid binding. The record is from RefSeq and is a predicted model, not a curated record.
AUGGGCGACGCCAGCGACUUUGUCCGCCUUCACAUCUCGCCGCUUGACGCCGAGCUGGUCAAGGUCGUGAUCCCCGCCGCGGUGCUGCCCUCGGCGCGCAACAUCUCCUACCACACCCUCGAGACGUUCCCCGAGAGGCGGUACGGCUUCGUCGACUUGCCGGCAGAGGACGCGGAGAAGCUGAGGCGGAAGCUCAACGGGACGACGCUCAAGGGCUGCAAGAUGCGCGUUGAAAAAGCCCGUCCGGAGACGCGGAUCGAGCCCACCGGGGCAGAAGAUGCGGUCGUCGAGCUGAAGAGGAAAAAGGCCAAGGACGACAAGGACAAGUCCAAGAAGCGGAAGCGGGAGCCGGAUGUCCUGGAGGGCGUGGCGCUGCACGAUCGCCAUGUGAAGCGAGGAUGGACCGAGCCGCCGACUACAAACAAGAGGAAGAACAGAAAGGACAAGGAGGGCAAAGACAAGGACAAGGCGAAGGAGAAGGAGAAGAAGAAGCGCCCCAAGUCCAAGUACACUGAAGGGGAGGAGUGCUUGCUAAAGACCAAGCUGCCGCCGAAUACAAUCAAGAACUUGGCGCCAGAAGAGCUGGAGCACAAGAAGAGGAGCAAGAAGAAGGGCAGCAGCUCGCGACAGGUCGUCAUCCACGAGUUUGAAAAGACGACAAAGUUCCCCAGCUUUCUCAAGACUUCUACGACAACGGAUCGGAAGCCGGCGGCGGAGUUUGUCGAGGGCAAGGGAUGGGUGGAUGAGGAGGGCAAUCUCGUGGAAGAAGUGAAGGAGAAGGAGAAGGAGAAGAAGAAGAAGCUUCCUCAGCGGCCGAAGAAGGCCCCUCUACCGAAGAAAACGCCUGUGGAAUCGGACGAUGAUGAUAGCACCAGCAGUAGCGGUACUUCAUCAGAAGGCACUUCAUCUGAAGACGAAGACGAGUCCGAGGCAGAGUCCGAGGCAGACACGAAAUCACCUGUGAAGAAGGAAACGACGAAGAAGGAAGCGGCAGAAGUCCCCUCCGAAGAACAAGAUACCAAGCAAAAGGACCAAUCUUCAAAGGCGACAGACCAAGCAACACCACCGUCCUCCUCCAAAACACCCGCCUCCAAAUCCACCCCCCAAAGCACCAAACCCCUCGCCAUCAAAAUCCCUCCCCCCGAAACCCCGACAAACAGCAACACCAAAGUCCACCCCCUCGAAGCCCUCUACAAGCGGCCCAAGCCCGACGGCAACAGCAGCAACAACGACCCCACGUCCGCCCCCAAGGAGGCAGAGCCAUUCAGCUUCUUCGGCGCAGCCGACGACGAAGACAUCGACGAGGAGACUCCUUCCGGAACCACUGCUGCUUCUGCUCCCGCCGCCAACCUCGCGCCCAUGACGCCCUUCACCAGGCAGGACUUUGAAUGGCGCAACGUCCGGAGCGCUGCCCCGACGCCCGAUACCGCGCAUCCUUCGCGCGCGCAGCGCUUCUGGGGCGCAUCGCCUGACGAUGAUGAGGACGCCGAGAUGGAGGACGACGGUCAAGAAGACGAGGAUGAUGAUGAUGAUGAUGAUGAAGGAGAGGCGAAUCCCGCGCAGGGACGACAGUCCGCCACGACAGAUUUUCAAAAGUGGUUCUGGGAGAACCGCCGGGAUUUGAAUCGCUCGUGGAUGACGCGCAGGAAGACGGCGGCCAAGGAGAAGAGGCAUCGGGAGAAUAAGGCGCGGGCGUCCAAGGCUGUAUGA